This is a messenger RNA of Pocillopora meandrina, 6047 nucleotides long. NCBI's taxonomy places the organism in Eukaryota, Metazoa, Cnidaria, Anthozoa, Scleractinia, Pocilloporidae. The record is from the annotation of a GenBank genome assembly.
GUUAAAUUCUUGUAGACGCGUUUCGACGCAUUCGUUAUGUCACAUUUUCAUUCUCGAUUCUUCUGACAACUACGAGAAAGAACGAUGGCGUUGAAAAGCAAAUAUGCGGACGUAUCAAUCCCCGAAACCUUAUCUUGGCCGGAUUUUGUAUUUAGAGACUUCGAGAAGUAUGGGAAUCAAACAGCUAUCGUAAGUCGUUCAGCGAGGAAUAAAUUUAUCCUCGGUAAUAACUAUAGAGCUAUUUUUAUCUUUCAACUUUAAUCUCGGUGUUCGUGACUUCGUCUUUUAUUCCACACAGGUAUUCUGAGCGGCAGAAGAGCCACUAAACAUAUUACACAAACAGAUAAAUGUGUGAACUUAAUUAUGUCAAAGAAAGAACUGUCCUUUAUGAUUCAUUCACUAAAUGGACCGACAAAUUUAUCUGUUUCGUUUAUUUGUAUUUCAAACAUGUUUCUACUUAGGGAAAAUUCUGUUUCGAGUUCCAUUUUCGACUAUGGUCAUCUUUUUUAAUCAAUUACCCAGAAACGCGGAAGUUAACUUCAUAAUAAAUAAAACAAAAUAAAACGACAUUGAAAUUUCAGCGAAAAUCACUCAUCAACACAUCGAGUCCAUGAGGUCACGAAGAAGCCAAAACGUGUUUACUCCGUCACGUUCCAAUCGAAACUUAAGGGUUUGUAUAUCAAAUUUUUGUCGAUCAAUGUUCAGAUUUCAAUAACUUGGUGAGUUUCGGAAAUUUACCUUUCUUGGCACGAAGUGUGCAGAGAGAGGCCACUGUACAAAUGCUGAACUACUAACACUCACAACAGAGUAAAAGGUGCCCUUUGUUUAUUAACAAUAUUUAGUAUGGAUUCUUCAAGAUCUAAGCACAGGAUAUAUUGACGCAUAAACGAGGCUUGUAAAUAAAGCGUCAUCAUCAGUUUUCAGUUAUCGAAUGUAAUCACGCAAGUUUGACACCAAUAUCCAUAUAACUACUUAACAGAAGUUCUCGAACUGAUAAAAGAUGUAUUUUUUAUGAAGAUGCCGCUUUUGUUUGAGGGCUUUUUCAUGCAUAACAGGGCCAGCAGGAGACACGUUCUCUCAUCGUGAAACUGUAAAACUUUUCUCUCGAUCGAUCGACUGUAAUGAGUAUUAUAUUGCUGACGUGUCCUAAGUUGACAAUCUAGUAGCAAAGUAGAAUUUCCACAGGAUAUCUAACCUGACCACGAAAUCAAGGAGGGACUAUUUAAAUUGAAAGCACUGAUGGAGGGUGCUUUCGAAAAUGGGUUUAGUGUAUACAGUACCUUAAGAUUGCUCCAUAAAUCAGCCAACCAUUCUUUGAGUGGCGAGGUAUCAAAAGCGUUUGUUGUUGAGGGUGGUUAUGUUAAUAAUUUCAACAAUGUUAAUAAUUGCAAUGUUAAAACAAUUCUUGAUCCCAGGAGAGAUCUACUUUUCACGAUUAGGAGAGAAGCAAAACUGUUCCCCCAUUCCACUCCAGCUAAGAACUCGCCAAUCAUUCGUACUUUUCCCGAUCUGAAAACUCGCUCUUUCUUUUCCAUCAUUCUUGAUAUUUUUCUCGUAGAUAUGCGGCGCAACCAAACGCGAAUACACGUUUUCACAAGUAAGGGAUUUGAGCAGAAGAGUCGCCUCGGCUUUAAGCAAAAGAGGACUUCACAAGGGAAAUGUGGUUGCCCUGUUUGCUCCAAAUGUUCCUGAAUUUCCCAUUGUAUUCCUUGGAGCUCUUCAAAUUGGCGCGGUCGUGACCGGUGUCAAUCCAUUCUUCACAACCGAAGAACUGACCAAUCAGCUCGAAGCAGCUGACGCAGUAUGUAUCAUCACUGUUCACCAAUUGGAACAUCGGGCAAAAGAAGCCGCGAAGAAACUGGGUAUAGACCACAUAUUUGUUCUUGGGGAUGACGUUGAAGAUGAGUAUGACUUGGUUUCAAUCCUUUUCAAUGAUGACGGGUCGAGUUUGCCACACGUCACGUUUAACCCAAAAGAGGAUUUAGCAAUUCUUCCGUUUUCCAGUGGGACUAGCGGUCUUCCGAAAGGCGCCAUGGUAACACAUUAUAACUUGGUUGCUCUGGGCUGCAUUGCGACUGCACAUGGCUUUAUGGAUUUUAAACAAAUUACUACAGAGCAAAAGAAUUCUACUACUCUAGCUUUUGUUCCAUUUCACCGCCCUUUCGGCCUAAUAGCUGUUCUGUCUCUCAGUUUGCAACAAGGAAGUUGCUUAGUUUCAGUGCCAAGAUUCGAACAAAACAGAAUAUUUAACCUUUUGCAGGAUUACAAGGUAAAGCAUUUUUUCGGUUUUGAGACUUUUUAAUACAAUCGUAGCUGUGAGUGGGUAAAAAGUUUUUCCACUUUCCUCUUUCAAUUGGAUCUUAUCAGUGACUCAGCCUUAUUUCCAGGCGUCUCUCCUUCCUCAUUGUUUGUGCAAAGUCUGGGAAGAUUGAGCGGAUAAAAACGUUGUUGUCGCCGAGAGACGUUCCCUUAAUUAUUUCACGACAAACGUCACGGCUCGGUUUUUACUGAGCGAGGCCUGAAGGGGUUUAAGUUUAAUUUACCACCCCAACAAGCUCGCCACCACCGAGAGUCAAAUCGCCACCGGUGGCGAUUUGACUUCAACGUUAUGUGUAGCCAGUUGUAUGAAUCAAAGGAAAGCUAAGAUAUAAUAGUAUAUUGCGAAAAGGGAAAGGGACUCAUAAAUUAUGUGUAGCCUCUCAAUUAUGGCACGUUAAUCCUUAAAUGCCACAUAAAAUAUCCAUCACAUUGUAAUACCGCAGACGCACCUUAAAGCCGCACGUCAGGGAAAAACCACCGACAUGCUAUUUAUUAUUCUAAUACACUGUGUUUGUGCGCAUUUUUAAUUUCGCAUCAUUAAAACCAAAUUAAACUUUAAGGUCUAACCUUUCAUAUUACAUAAGUUUCAUUAGAUUUGAUUACGAAAUGCGUUCAUAAGAAAGAAACUCGUGUUACAGGUUGCGUCCACAUUCUAUGUGAUUAACACAAAGGAAGGAAGUCAAGUCCGUUUCUGUAAACUUCGCUGUGUUUGUCGCAAUAUACUACUGCACCUUAGCUUUCAUUUGUUGUAAAUUCAUGCGGUCACAUCGGCGGAAAUCAUUUAGCGAAAAUCACCUUGGUUUCGCUUUCCGCAAACUGAUCAUAAUCUUCGGGAUAUCAACAUGUUUUAUUGCAUUUAACGGUUUACGUUCUAUAAUUGAGAGGUUACACAUAACUUCUGAGUCCUUUUCCCUUUUCGCAAUAUACUACUACAUCUUAUCUUUCCUUUGAUGUAAGUUACAAACGACAGGCAACACAAAUCACCUCAGGUGGCGAUCUGACUCUCAGUGGUGGCGAGUUUUGUGGUGGCGAAUUGAGCGGAUACCCUUGAAGGUUUAGACAGUUCCAGGCCUUCCGCUCCCGAUUCCUGCCGAGGCCAUUGUUCGUCAAAUAAAAGCAUCCCCACACACAUCUUUUCUUUUUUUCUAACAGGUGACACUUCUCGUAACCGAGGCGUCAGUAGUGCAUCUCCUUUCCAUCCAUCCAGCAGUAAAUAACACCGAUUUGUCGUCACUAGCGGAGGUGAUAUCCACCUCGUCAUUACUAAGCAAAGAAACGUCCAAAAGUGUCAGGAAACGAUUACCUCACCUCAAAAGAAUCAAUCAGUGUAAGUGAAACAGCUCCUUGUCCUUAAACAAUAUUAAACUGGUCCAUAUCCAGAGUUGUAAGACCGUUCGUUAAUAAACAAAAGUUUGAUCUGUGGAAAAGGCGUACUAACGAUAAAUCUUGGGUAAGGACUGAGAAUACAAUUUUUAUGAUGUGGUCGCAAAGACAAGCAGUAGCAUUCCUAGGCCUCUAACCGAUGCCCGAAAAGCUGCAGAAUUUUCUAUUGCUUAGAUAUUUUCAGAGAGGGGGAAACAGUGGCAUGGUGCUGUACUAUGAGUAAUAAAUUGAUUGUCCUUUUCAUAGGGCCACAAAUUCUCAGAUUGCGUUUCAAUCAGUCAAGAAGUGAAUUUAAGGAUAAUUGAUAAAUGAAUGUAUUGAAAUGAAACAUAAAACAAUGUUUCAGGUUACGGCAUGACAGAAAACACAGCACUGAGUCACAUGACUCCCUCGCUGGAGGAGAGGCAUGGUUCUGUUGGAGUAUUACUUCCCAAUCUCGAAUGUAAGGUAAAGGACUUGCUUAAGGCACCGAUCAUUUUUCACCGAUCAUUACUUAUUACCUUGUGGGGUUCGGAAGACUUUGUUUGUGUCACAUAAAAAUUUACCCGAUCCCUCCAUAAGGCUCUGCAACAUUCUUAUGAUUCUUCACCCCCUCCUAAACUUGGCAGUCCCCCUCCUAAACUUAGCAGUCAAUUAUGGCCUUCAAUUAUGAUUGGUUCCUUACGUGGUACGGAAAGCAGGCUAACAGCUGUGUGCUCAUCUUAUUUUAUCAUUGUUUGUUAUAUCAAGUAACAAUAAUUUUUUUGAGUUAAGGUGUGCGAUGUAUCGACUGGCCAGGUUCUUGGGGCUGGUGAACGAGGAGAGAUUUGUGUCAAAGGUCCGACAAUGAUGAAAGGUUAGUCGCAUCAUGCUGUUACAGCGUUGAAGUGGAAUUGCUCAUUUAAAAGAUAAUUUUACCACGUAUUUUGAUUUAAUGUUUUGGAAACCAAGGAAAAGUUAUUACAUCUUAAGAGGAGCCAAUGGGAAAUGCGAGUUACCUAGUCGCCACGUCUUUAAAACUCGCACUACCCCAUCAAAUAAUUGGACCAAUUACAAAGGGAAAGGAAAUGAGACGAGGGCCAUUUCGAAUUUCUUUAGAAAGCCAAUAAUAAAUGACUUUCUUGGCUGAUUGACAGGUUAUCUGAACGACCGAGACGCUUCACAACAAACUAUUGACGGCGAAGGCUGGCUUCACACGGGAGAUUUGGGUUACUAUGACCAAGAUGAACAUUUCUUCAUCGUGGACAAACUCAAGGAUUUGAUCAAGUUCAGAGGAGAUCAGGUCGGUUUUCUUAAUUCAUGUCAGUCAGGGAAUAUCGUCAAAUAUGUGUAACGUAGGAAAUUGUGGGCGUGACCUCCUUAAGUGUACACGCAAUGCAUUGAAAAAUACUUGGUACAGUAGAAAGCAUUGUAUUUGAAACGUAGCCGAUAAGAAUCUUGUAAUUGGAGAACGGGCACGAAUGGAUAGUGCUUCAGCUUGCCUUGCCUUCAUGUGCGUCACGCGUGGUGGUACGUGAGCUGUUCGUGUCCUCGUAGAGAUUCCGCUACGUUUUCUCUUUGUUUUUGAUUUGCCGUAGUUUAUUGAAAUUUUUUAAACUGAUUUGUCUCUCUCGACUUAUUGCCCAACACAGUAUCUUACAAUAAAUAAAUGAAUAUAGAGAACCUGAAUUUGUAAGCGCUCUUCUUUUCAAUCAGGUGUCUCCUUCAGAGCUCGAAGUUCUCCUCAAGACCCACCCGGCCGUAUUUGACGCAGCUGUUAUUGGGUUCCCAGACCCUGAAGUUGGAGAAUUGCCUACAGCUUUCGUUGUGAGUAUGAACGAAGAAGAUUUGACUGAAAUGGAAGUUAUUCAAUACGUGGACGAGAAUGCAGCAACUCACAAAAAACUUCGAGGAGGUGUAGUGUUUAUUAAUUCGAUUCCCAGGUCUGAGGAAGGAGAAAUCCUUCGAACAAAAUUAAGAGACAAAAUGAUUCAAGGAAAGUACAAACCAGUACAGAUGAGAAGAGGGUCGCUUUUUGGAACCGAGGAAAACAAAAGAUUUUCUAUAAUGAGAAACUCUUUACCGAUGACUAGGAAUUUACCACGAAACAAUGAAACAAUUCUGGAGGAAGAAUCCGAUCAAUUGCAAGUUCCAAGAUCAAAAAGCUGUGUUAUAUUAUGAAAGGAACUCGUGCCCUCUUACAUGAAUAACAGAUAAUGCCGCUGGAUGGUGUUAAUGCAUUGAUCAUAAAGGCUUCAUUUGGCCGCGGUUUCUAUUUCAGGAAUAAGGAAAAGCCUUUAAAUGUCAUUCAUUAGAUUAAAAUUUUUCCCUGAAGUUCACAGGUUCCCAUUUAUACUGCGACUGCUCUUUCUUUAAGGAUUUAGUCU